AUGGAUGCGCCUGCAGAUAGUGUGAAGAGGACCGCUCUGCAUUCUUCAACCCCCUGCACUUCACCUGUAGUCUACCAGCUCAGAGCUCUGAGUGCUGUGCCUGGACCUGGGCAGCAGGAUGUGACGGGCAUUGACCCAGCCAAAUAUCCUGUACAGAACUGGUGCUUGGUAAGUAUGUUGGAUGAAACUGUGAAAGAGUUAAGAUAUCACACAGAAGUGGUGUCAAGUGCAUUGAGUAACCACAGCAAUGUCAGAGAAUUUGUUCUUCUGGGAUUUUCUUAUCUCCAUGAGUUCCAAACUCUUCUGUUUGGCUUCAUCCUGUUGCUAUACAUGCUAAUGAUGCUGGGGAACCUGGCCAUCAUUGUCCUCACUUGCCUCGACUCCCGCCUCCACUCUCCCAUGUAUUUCUUUCUCUGUAACUUCUCCAUCACAGAGAUGCUGGUCAUGUCCACUGUGGUUCAUAGGAUGCUGGCAGACAUGCUGUCUCCACACAGGACCAUGUCUCUGGCUCAAUGCCUGACCCAGUCAUUCUUUUACUUCUCUCUGGGUUCUACCACCUUCCUGUUCCUCACAGUCAUGGCCUUUGAUCACUACGUGGCUAUCUGUUGCCCUCUGCACUAUCCUAUUAUUAUGAGUGGCCCAGUUUGUGUGAGGCCGGUGGUGGCCUGCUGGGUGGUUGGGUUCCUCUCUACUGUCUUACCUACUCUGCAGAAAACACAGCUCUGGUUCUGCAGCCCUAAGGUCAUUGACCACUACUUCUGUGACUUUGCCCCACUCUUCAACCUGUCCUGCUCUGACACCCGUCAUAUUGAGCUCAUGGACUUCUUCCUGUCUUUGCUGUUUGUGGUGACCACCAUGCUGCUUAUCGUGGUCUCCUACAUCCUCAUUGUGGCUGCUGUGCUCCACAUCCCUUCCUCCUCUGGGUGCCAGAAGGCCAUCUCUACCUGUGCCUCCCACCUCACAGUGGUGGUUCUGGGCUACGGCAGUGCCAUUUUCAUCUAUGUGAGGCCAGGCAAGGGCCCCACACACUUUAACAAGACGGUGGUUCUGAUGACUGCAGUGGUAACCCCUUUCCUCAACCCGUUCAUCUUUACCUUUCGGAGUGAGAAGGUCAAGGAGGUUAUUGAGGACAUGGCCCAAAGGAUCCUCCUCAGAGACUCAGCAGUCCGCAGAUAA
Chinchilla lanigera (long-tailed chinchilla) is the source of this 1176-nucleotide messenger RNA. RefSeq names its product olfactory receptor 6V1-like. The record is from RefSeq and is a predicted model, not a curated record. Gene Ontology annotation, cellular component: membrane. Gene Ontology annotation, molecular function: G protein-coupled receptor activity; olfactory receptor activity. Gene Ontology annotation, biological process: G protein-coupled receptor signaling pathway. Lineage: Eukaryota; Metazoa; Chordata; Mammalia; Rodentia; Chinchillidae.